CCCGGCUUGGGCCGCGCCUGGUUGUUAUGGGAACACCCGAUUCGCGCAGAGGCCCGCCUUCGGGGUGGGGCCGGCAGUUGGUCCCACCCCUCGGGCAUUCGAUUUCCGCUCGGGGAAAGGCUGCUUCCGGUCCCUGGCGCGUUGGUCGGCAAGAUGGCGGCGCAGCCGCCGCUGAGGGUGUUAGCCCUGGCUGGCUUCCGGCAGAGCGAGCGGGGCUUCCGCGAGAAGACGGGAGCGCUGAGGAAGGCGCUGCGGGGCCGCGCCGAACUCGUGUGCCUCAGCGGCCCGCACCUGGUCGCGGAUGCUGCGGGUCCCGAGGGCGCCGGGCCGGACUCCGAGCCCUGCCUUCCGGAGGAGCAGCCCCGAGGCUGGUGGUUUUCAGAACAGGAGGCAGACGUUUUCAACGCCCUGAGCCAGCCCACAGUAUGCAGAGGCCUGGAGGAAGCCUUGGGAACCGUGGCACAGGCACUGAAGAAACUGGGACCUUUUGAUGGGCUCCUUGGUUUCAGCCAGGGAGCCGCGCUGGUAGCCGUUGUGUGUGCCCUUGGCCAAGCUGGCGAUCCCCGCUUCCCCUUGCCAAGGUUUAUCAUCCUGGUAUCUGGUUUCUGUCCCCGAGGCCUUGGACUCAAGGAACCCAUCCUGCAGUGCCCCUUGUUACUGCCUUCACUACACGUUUUUGGGGAUACUGACUGCGUCAUCCCCUCUCAGGAAAGUAUGCAGCUGGCUAGCCGAUUCACUGGAGCCGUCACCCUCACUCAUUCUGGUGGCCACUUCAUUCCAGCAGCUGCUGCCCAGCGUCAGGCCUACCUCAAGUUCUUGGACCAGUUUGCAGCGUGAAAGAUGAACAAAUGGCUCUGCCCCUACUUCCCCCACCCCCACAUGACCUCGGGGUAGCCUCUGUAAUCCAGUCCUUCCAUCCCUUCCCCCCUCCCUUGGGAGCUUAGCGCCUGUCAGUGUUCCUCAUCACCACCAAUUAAGAGACAAGUAUCAAUUCUGAGACUCAGCUUAUUAUAAGCCCAGCUCUACACUCAAGAAAAAAGGGAUCAGAAGGACUUAGCGGAGCUUGGCAUCUGCCACUCAAACAUGAAAAAGGCCAGUGGACCCCUGGAUAAGUGGAGGGUGACAUGGGAACGUGGGGGCUGAUGCUACUGUGACUGCUGCGUAAUAAAGUGCUGGUGGCAAUUUUGAGCAUCUUUUUCCUCCUACGCGCAGGAAAGCCAUUUUGUGACAGAAGUCCGGAUUCCUGACAUCCACACAGCUUCCAGGGCAGCUCCAAAGAGGGAAGGACGUGUUUCUAGUUACGAACCCCCCAGGAUAAGCUCAUGUGUACCCACAUUUGGUAGAAGUCCCAAGCGGAAGGAAAGGAGGCCUUGGUAGCAGAGUUGGAAGAAUUUUACUUUUGAGAAGUUCUCGGAAGAGAUUGCCAGGCAAGGUGCUCCCUGGGCUCCCCGAGUUAGGCUUCCUCUGAACCCUGAGGGUUGUGUACUGGCCUUCUGUCAAACUCUGGCUUCUUGGGUGCUCUGCUUUUUCCUCCAGAACUGCUUUGGCCCCUCUGAACUAUAAGCUUGGAGGAUGGGUUGGUCCUAGACCUUGGGAAGAGGCCCAAGACCACACAAAAGAAACCCUUUUACAAACCUGCCCUUACCUGCAGUUUCUGGGAUUGAUGCUGCUUUGUAGUGAUCCAGCCAGGGCCUAAGUAGCCCCUCCAGUUUUAGAGAUCAUUCGUUCCCAGACACUCUAAAGACUGCCCACUUUAGCUCCUUGCCCUGCUUCCAGUGCCCCCACCUGUGCCCCAUCCUGCUCUUUGAUUUCAGCCCUGCCUCUGCAGGAUCACGACCUCAUUCCUUUUCUGGAAUAUCCCAGGAGGCCCUGAUCUAGCCCUCAAGCAUGGUUGUUCCCAGGGAGUUUAGGAAUUGAAUAGGAGUAGGGUUAGGGGAUAUAGCACAAAUACCUCCUCCCAUCCUGAGACAGUCAGACUAAUAUACCUUAAAUUACCCCAAAUCCCGAAUUCUUCACUAACGAUAGUAGUUGUCUAAGAAAAAAAAA
Molecule: messenger RNA, 2046 nt
Organism: Mustela erminea (ermine)
Lineage: Eukaryota; Metazoa; Chordata; Mammalia; Carnivora; Mustelidae
Gene: OVCA2
Product: OVCA2 serine hydrolase domain containing
Exons: 2
Coding region: 154-837 (227 amino acids)
Biological process (GO): response to retinoic acid
Cellular component (GO): nucleus; cytoplasm
Source: RefSeq, a predicted model, not a curated record